Molecule: messenger RNA, 3345 nt
Organism: Metschnikowia bicuspidata var. bicuspidata NRRL YB-4993
Lineage: Eukaryota; Fungi; Ascomycota; Pichiomycetes; Serinales; Metschnikowiaceae
Exons: 1
Coding region: 1-3345 (1114 amino acids)
Biological process (GO): retrograde transport, endosome to Golgi; Golgi to vacuole transport
Cellular component (GO): GARP complex
Molecular function (GO): syntaxin binding
Source: RefSeq, a predicted model, not a curated record
AUGGAUACAGAGAUGGCACGUCAAAGCCUCGAUGGGCUUUCUGAGGAUACGGAUAUAAAUAUAAAUGAUGACAUAGCACUCGAAUCGGAAUUUUCUGGCGAUUCACGACAGAAACAGUCCGAAUCGAUCUUCUCAAGCCUACGAACAAGCAUAGACGGGAACCCUGGCUAUAUCAAUUAUUUCAACAUUCUUAAGCAAGGCACAGGCCAAGAAGAUGAGCCUUCAUUUAAUUCGUCGUCCAUACUAGGGCCCAACUCCAUCUUCGACUUAACCCAAGCCCUAGACGCUGCCAGAGUAAAGCUGAACAAGGCGUUGCGAUCUCAAGUAACUGUCAAUGGAGGAACGCAAACUGUGUACAAUCUUAUUAAACCAUCAACAAAGGAUAUACCUCCCAUUAAACUUCAGCCGCUCAAAGAAAAAGUCGCCUUUGAUGUUUUUACGAGACAACUCAUCGAUGGCGUGAGCGAAGAGUACGGAUCGUUCGAACUGAGUUAUAAUCCACUCACAGCUGAUAUUCUAUCGACUUUUUCCGAGCUGUACAAAAACAUCGAUAAAUCGAUUUCGCAAGCGGGAACUACAGAUGACAAUGAAAGCCUUGAAAUUCCCGAGAUCUUUGAAGAUCCACACUUUCGUCUUGACGACCCUAGGAUUUUUCGUAGAGUGAUGCAGCAAUCCAAGAUCUUGCAGGACUCCGAAUUUCCGGAUACGACUCAACUAGUGCAUAACACAGAGGUACAGGAGAACUUGUUGAAGUAUUUGGACUAUGUGGAAAUGCAAUUGAUUUCAGAGAUAUCAAAAACAUCUGAUUCGUUCUUUACUACCCUUGGCGAUAUAAAGUCCAUCAAAACUCAAUCCAAAGCGUGUGUUCAAAAGCUUGAAACUAUCAAACUUAAACUCAAUCUUCUCGAAAACUCUCAAUCGAAAGCUGGUCUUGAAGUCUUGAACACAUUGGAUGAAUCUAGAAGUGUUAACCAUCUUGAAACAUCUCUUCUCCAACUAAAGGCAGUCUUGAAAGAAAUUGAUAAAGCAAAAAAAUGUUUCACAGAAAAAAAUAACAUUGAGUGUCUUGAAACAAUCACUCGAACCGAGAACUUGAUCGAUGGGAUAGAGUACGAAAACCAUUUUGAAGGUGAAACAAUGUCCCCCCAUACAAGCUAUAAGUAUCCCUUGAUAAAAUUGAGAGGCCUUCCUGCUUUAAGAAGUAGCAUAUUGACUUUGCGUGAAUUAAAGCAUGCUUGUAGCAGGGGCUACAUUGAUGAAUUUUUAAGCUUGCUUGUCGAAGACUUGCGCACUCAUUACAAGUCUGUUUCCCCAAAAGAAACCAUCAACAGAAUGUAUGCCACAAGCUACAGAGCAAGAGAAUACAAUCAACCGUCUACAAACAUGUCCUUCAUGAAAAUAGAAGCUGAAACGAAGAAAGCGCUUCACCUAUUUAUACAAAACUUGAUCAAAUCAGGAUGUUUAGUUGAAGCAUUUGCCGAGUACCGGGCUAGAAUCGUUAGUGAAGUUAAAGCCAUCAUUAGACACGGAUUGCCAACAGAGAACAAUCCGUUAUUUAAUAACAGAUCCCAGUUUGCCAUGGAAGCUUCGGCCUCAUCCAAUAACUCUGAGGCUGAUAUUUCGCUUUCACAAGAAACCAAACAAAGUGUAAGAGGGUCAGAUGUCCAGAGAGGAACCUUGUCGGAAAAUAUCAAGACGUUAAGCAAUUCAGCCUUUAGUCGGAUGAUCAAAGCCAUAUAUUCGCAUUUAUCAGAAUGCCUAAGGCGCUUGACAAUUCAUCAAAAACUCUUGUUGGACUUGUCUUUGACAUCCCUUCCCAUCAACAAAUCUGAAGAUGUUGACGUGAUGUCUUUAGAUAUCACUGAUUCCAUAAAUAAAGCCAUUGAAAUCACACAAGUGAGAUUGGUUAAAGUUUUGAAUGUGAGACUGGAACAGCUUGGAGAUUUACCUAUUGAUGAGUAUUUGUCAUUGUUUCUGAUAUCCUCGACUUAUCUCCUGGAAUGUGAAUCUAUUAAUCCCGGUUUUAAUAUGUCCGAACUUGGUCGAUCAUUAAACGAGUGGAUCAAAAAUCACGUGGGCUAUUUCAUUCACCGUUUUCAUUCCAAUUCUGUCAAGCAAUUAGCAAGUAUCUGUGAUAAAGAAACAUGGAAAGAAUUUACAGGUCCCGAGCUUGUCAACUCCCAAGAAGUUGUAGACAAGGUUAUAUCAUAUUCAGAGUUUGUGAGAACAGGUGAAGGCUUCGACGGAACUGAAUGGACCAAAAAGAUGCUAGAUAUAUAUGAAGAUGAAACUUCAUCGGGGUCUUCACUGUCGAAAAAACCCACUCUGCAAAGCUCUAUUACAAAAAUUAGGGUGAAAGAGAACUCAUAUUAUGUUCCUCAACUCAUCACCAACGUUGUUGAAACUACUGGUGAUUACGUCAUACUUUCCAAAAUGUUUGGUCCCAAGGCCUCAAGUAUAAUGCAAAACUUGCUUAAUUACUUAAAGGUUUUAAAUUCGAGAGUGUCAUUGGCUAUCUUAAAUGCGGGUGCAACGAGAACAGCUGGUCUCAAACAUAUAACGACAAAGCAUCUUGCCUUGUGUAUCCAAACUGUUGACUUUUUAAGAGUUUAUUCGGAGGCUAUCGACGAAAUCUUCAAGCUCAUUGCAGAGAAACAAGAAAAAAUUCAAGAUGGACUGGACCAAUCCACAUUUGCUACUUCGAUAAAACACUUUGAAGAUCAUAAGAAUGAGUUGGUCAACAAGUUGGUCUCCAUAAUGCACGAUCGUACGUUGUCGCAUUGUAACGCUAUAAAAUCAUUAGAUCUUUCAAAAUCAGGAGACCGUUCACAACAAUGCCGGCCCUACAUGGAAACUUUGGUAAAAGAGACCUUGACUGUAUCGAAAGUCAUUGGAAAGUACUUGAGUCUGGUUGACUGUCAACUAAUCAUGCUGCAGAUUUUUGACAAUUACAAGAAAAUACUUGUAAACUGUUUUUGCGCAGAAUUACCACAGCUUAAAGAUUUUAACGAAAAGCACUCAAUACUCAAAGAUGUUGAUUUCUUUAGGGUCAAGCUUGGAGAAAUUCAAGGAUACGGAAAUUCAGGGCAGGUGAUAUGGGAGAACGUAAACUCUCUACCAACAAUUGAAGAUACUAAAAUGGAGGAAAAAAUGAGACAAAAUGCAGAAACAAGUCCCAAACCUGAAGUUGAAAGAAUAAAUGAUGAAAGUGCGGAUUCAGGCGCCAAAAAUUCUAACGGCUCGGAAAGCGACACAAAGCUCAAUCACGAGCCGCUCAGUAUUGAAACAGAGGUUCUGGCGGAUAAUGCAUCUCCAGACGAAAGAAAAGAUAACACGAAUGGCUAA